Molecule: messenger RNA, 3487 nt
Organism: Frankliniella occidentalis (western flower thrips)
Lineage: Eukaryota; Metazoa; Arthropoda; Insecta; Thysanoptera; Thripidae
Gene: ninaB
Product: carotenoid isomerooxygenase
Exons: 10
Coding region: 34-2202 (722 amino acids)
Biological process (GO): carotene catabolic process; retinal metabolic process
Molecular function (GO): carotenoid dioxygenase activity; beta-carotene 15,15'-dioxygenase activity
Source: RefSeq, a predicted model, not a curated record
CCAGUCGACGACUCCCCGCGGCGGCGCGCGGACAUGGCUGACACGGCGCUGGCGGCCGCCAUGAGCCCCCUGGGCGCGCCGGGCCCGGGGCGCCGCGCCAGCUGCUCCAGCGCGGGCAGCAAGCGCCGCUCCGCGUGGAUACGGCGCAGCCGCGCGGGCGGCUCCUGGGGCCACGUCGACUCCCUGGGGUCGGCGGGGUCGGCGUCCUCGGGCCGCGGCCUCGGUGGAACGGCCAGACUGGAAGUGCCCGCCGUGCACCGGCGCAGGAGGGGUGGCGGCAAGCCCGAGCAUGGCGAUAGCUUGGGCAGGAUGUCCCCCAUCGAGUACGUGCUCCAGACGCGGGCGCUCACCCCGGACGGCUACCGGUCGCCGUCAGGCCGCCAGUCCCCGGAUGCCUCCGACGGCUGCCUGCUGCCCGGGAGCCCAGGGCCCGCCGCCGAGGCCGACCCUGACACCGGCCUGUGUUGUCGUCGCGAGGAGGCCGCGGCGGGCUGCGGCCGACCCUCCUGGGGCGUCGUGCUCGAGGACGCGCGUCUCCAAGCCGAGGGGCAGGCCCGGCGGCGCGCCUACGAGGCGGCGGAGCGGGCGGCGGGGCGCGACGCGGACCCGGAGGUGGCGGCCAGGCUGGAGGCGGGCCAGGACCUCUACCCCAACUGCCACGUCCACAUCUGGCUGAGGUCCUGCAAGGAGGAGGUCUGCCAGCCGCUCCGUGGCGCGACCAGCGGUUGCAUCCCGCGGUGGAUCCGGGGCACUCUGCUGCGCAACGGCCCGGGCAGCCUGGAGUGCGGCAGGGAUAAGUUCCAGCACCUGUUCGACGGCGCGGCCCUCCUGCAGAGUUUCCGCAUCGCUGACGGCGAGGUGUCGUACCAGAGCCGCUUCCUGCGCUCGCAGACGUGGAGGCGCAACGCGGCCGCCAGGCGCAUCGUCGUCACGGAGUUCGGGACCCGCGCGGCUCCCGACCCCUGCCAGACCAUCUUCAAGAAGGUCGCCGCCAUGUUCCGUCCGGGAGAGGUGAUGUCGGACAACGCCAUGAUCUCCGUGUACCCGGUGGGCGACGAGUUCUUCGCCUUCACCGAGAGCCCCGUCAUGACCCGCGUGGACCCCGUGACGCUGCGCACGCUCGAGAGGGUCAACGUGGCGAGCACGCUGGGCAUCGUGAACCACACGUCGCACCCGCUGGUGCAGGAGGACGGCUCCGUCGUCAACCUGGGCAUGAGCCUGAGCGCCACGGGCCCGCAGUACUCGCUCAUCCACUUCCCCGCGCCGCAGCCCGGUGGCGCACCGCUCGCCGCGGUGGAUGCCGGCCGUCUGCGCGGCGGCGUGGCGGCGCGCUGGCCGCUGCACCCCGGCUACAUGCACUCGUUCGGGGCCACGGCGUCGCACUUCGUCCUCGUGGAGCAGCCCCUGUCCGUGUCCGUGCCCGCCAUGGUGCGCGGCCAGCUCAGCGGGGACCCCCUCGCCGCCAGCCUGCGCUGGUUCCCGGAGCACCCGACCCUCCUGCACCUGGUGAGCCGCGACACGGGCCGGCGGACGCACACCUUCGAGGCCGACUCGUUCUUCUUCCUUCACGUCAUCAACUGCUUCGAGCGGCCGUCCCUGGCCGGCGAGGACAGCCCCGCCGAGCCGGGCGAGGUCGUCGUGGACAUCUGCUGCUACAAGGACCCCGCCAUGAUCAGCUGCAUGUACAUCGACGCGCUCCAGGACGCCCAGCAGAACCCCGACUACGCGCGCCUGUUCCGCGGCCGGCCGCUGCGCUUCGUGCUGCCGCUGGCGGCGGGGGCCCAGCAGCUGGCCGGCGGCCGGGUGCAGCCGCGGCCGCUGUGCGACCUGGGCUGCGAGACGCCGCGGAUACACCCGCGCCUCACGUCCAGGCCGUACCGCUUCUUCUACGCCAUCUCCGCGGACGUGGACGCCGACAACCCCGGCACGCUCAUCAAGGUGGACACGUGGACGGGCAGCUGCGCCACGUGGGGCGAGGCCGGCCUCUACCCCAGCGAGCCCAUCUUCAUCCCGCGGCCCGACGGCCAGGCCGAGGACGACGGCGUGCUGCUGUGCGCCCUGGUGUGGGGCGACGACGACCGACGCGCCGGGCUGCUGGUGGUCGACGCGCAGGCCAUGGUGGAGCUCGGCCGCACCGAGUUCACGGCGCCCAGCCAGGUGCCCAAGUGCCUGCACGGCUGGUUCGCGCCGGGCGUCGUGUAAGGGGGUAGGUGCUGGUGGGGAGGCUAACAAGUCGCGUGUUCUGGAGAUGUGUGAUGUGUGAGGCUAUAAUGUACAGAGUGCCUGCCUGACAAAUGUAACUAUCGUAUACGCUUUGGUGAAAUAUGGCGGUGAGGAGUCGGGAUAAGUAGGAAGGUAAAAUAAUUACAUUUAGACUAAGAAAAACAUUGAGUUUUGUAUAUUAAUGUACAGCAUUUACAUCUCAGUAAUGGGUCUUACCAUCUGCACAGACACCUUUUUUGACGGCGUAAUACUUAAAUAUUUACCGCUUUCAACAUGGUACAAGUCACCUAAGCUUAUGUGAAAUCUAUCGGUCAGAUCGAGUGCCACAAAACUGCUGCAGGGAGCAAUUGAAAAAUUUGAACAUUUUUUGCUAGACUGUAUUAUGAUAAAUGACAUAGUGUUUCUUAAGUAGCCACGAAAUUGCAGUACUUGUCUGACCAAUUAAUACCUACAAUAGUUAAUAAAUAAAACCAAUAUGAGUGGUCAUUCUUAUCAUAAAUAUAAUAGCACGUUUAAUAUAAAUUAAUGGCAAUUUUUGGAUAGAAGCUGUAAAUGACACAAGAUUCUAACUGGCUUGUAUUUGUGAAUAUGUACAUAUGGCACGCGCUUAGUUAAUGAAUGAAGCAUAAACACUAAAUGAUGAGAACUAACAUCCUAUUGCCUGACUUAACUUAAAGCAGAAAACAUAACAUUAAUUAGAGUCUUCAAGCAAACAGGAGUGACAGACACAGUGUUACUUUUGUAACUGUUUUGGUAUGAAUCUCCCAAAGCUAAUGCCUUUUAGUUAAGUUCAUGAAACAAAACAACUGAAAUUCCACUCCUGUUUGAUUGAAAAUCAUAUGUCCCCUUAAUUAGGUCUGUUUGGUAACAAUCAAAGUUAUAUAGAAGGAAUUAGAUAACAAUUCUCCGAAGGAAUGCGUGAUGUUAAUGAAAAUGACAUGUUUGAAUCCUGUAAUACUGUCACUUCCUUUCAUUCAGUAAAAGUAAAAGUUUGAGAAAUGAUCAAAAUAUUGUAAAAAGAAAGUUUUUGGAACAAAAUAAGAGUUUUUCAGGAACAUUCGGUAAAGAAUAAUAUGUUAAAAAUUCGGUUGACAAAACAAAAGAGAUAAAUCUUAGUAUUUGUAUGAGGAGAAGCAAUCACUGAUUAGAGUUACCUGACUACCAGGGUGGUAGCACCCACAGCAGGUGAUUGGAUGCAUUUUGUUCCUCUUGGUGAUGUACUUUGUAUCAAUGAAAAGAAUGCUGUUUCCAGCACGUUUUUCAA